GGAGUAUAUCUCGACCGGGUCACCGGCGUCCUGCAGAAUUUCCAACUUUCCAGAGGCGUCAAUCGUCAACGCUCCUUGAUUCUGAAACAGAGGUCGAUCUCUGGAAGCAACCCAAACGGGGUGGCCCGUGGAAUCGUAAACGGACGAGUUAAACCAUAUCCCCAAGUAGCUCCGGUUCAUGAACCCCAUCACGAAGCGGCCAUUGGUGGAAACCAAAUAAUCAGAGGGAUUCAAGGCGUCCCCUUGGUUGAGCGUGUUCGUUGUUGCUGCAGACAGAGGAUGGAGUUGAGAGAUUGUGAUAAUGACUGCGAGAACGGCGGCUGCCGUGGAGUGGAUCAUGGUGAAGAAUAAUAAUUGUUUGUUCUGCGGCUCCAUGAUUUCCAUAAACGCAUUGAAAUUC
Linum tenue is the source of this 400-nucleotide messenger RNA. The record is from the annotation of a GenBank genome assembly. NCBI's taxonomy places the organism in Eukaryota, Viridiplantae, Streptophyta, Magnoliopsida, Malpighiales, Linaceae.